GGCAGAGGGCAGUGAGGCCGCCGCCGCCAGCUUGAGUGUGGGCAGCGGGCCCGCUGAUCGCGGCGGGCGAGUCGCUUCGGGCCGCGGGAGGGAGAGGAGACGCCGCCCUCGCGCUGCCAAGCGGGCCGGGAGUGGGAGGGGCUCCGGCCUGCGGGAGCCACUGGGCCCGAGUGCAGGAUGCCGAGGAAGAAGAAGCAUGCAGAAAGCCCUGACUUUCAGGGCCCGGACGGGGAGGAGGAAGAGCCGAGGGGCCUGGUCGACGCCAAGAAGAAGCGUAGUUUUGUGGAUGCCUUUAUUGUUAUAUCUGACAGCGAUGGAGAGCAGGAGUCAAAGGAGGAGAAUGGAUUACAGAAGAAAAGAACCAAGCAGCAGCUGGACAGAGUGAAGUUUGCUGCUAAAAGAAAAAUUGCACAGAUGACUGAAGAUGAGCAGUUUGAAUUGGCUCUGAAAAUGAGUGAGCAGGAAGCCAGACAAGUGAACUGCCGGGAAGAGGAAGAAGAGGAGCUUGUGAGGAAGGCCAUCGCCGAGAGCCUUAAUAGCUACCAGCCUUUAGAUUCCCCUGCUGAGACCUCUGCACCACCUCCUGCACAGACAACGUGCGUGCGAGCGCAGAGCCACCCGACUGAGCGAGGAAAGGCUGAGAUCCAUGGAGCUGUGCCACCUGGCCCUGACUCCCCACGGUCGGACUGCAGCUCCCACUCCCGGAGCACAAAAGCUGAUGGGAAUGGACAGGCAGAUGUUGCCAAGAGCCCCCUCGUAGUGCUGACGAGGUUAAGCCAGGAAAUAGUUGAAAGCUCACUACUAUCCAGCAUAAUCGUACCUCCAGGGAAGAGCCAGCCUUUAACAAAGUCAAAUGAAAAGCCUUCCUCACCAGCAAGAAGCAAUUCCAGGGACACGUUACCCAGCCCUUCUGGGGAGAGGCUGAUCUCCCUGAGUCCCACCUUUGCCCGGUUUACUCCGGGCACUUGGCAGCUGACACCUCGGAGAUUGUUUUCAGGCUCGUGCAGCACUUCAAAAGCAAUGGGAGGGGAACAAGACAAGCAGCCUCCUGCUGGUACUGGAAGUUCUGCAGGGGAGCCUACUGCUGGCAGCUCAGCAGUGCUCCGGAAGAGCCGGGCCCUGGAGCUGGGCAGCAUUCCAAGGAAGAACUGUGGAGCAGGAGGCCCCGAGUGUGCACCACAACGUGGGCACAGCGGGCAAGGCUCUGUUUGUGCUGAGCACGUGGAACGUACGGCGGGACCCGACAAGGCACCUGAGCUUUGUACACUGAGCAUGGCCGAUGAAAAGUGCAAGCAGGAAGAUGCUAGAGACACAGUGCACUAUUAUUGGGGUAUUCCAUUCUGCCCUAAAGGGGUGGACCCAAACCAGUAUACCCAAGUCAUCCUGUGCCAGCUGGAGGUGUAUCAGAAGAGCCUGAAGCAGGCUCAGAGGCAGCUUUUGCAGAAGAAGGAGUUUGGUGAUCCAGUUGUGCCCUGCUCUUCUCCCCUGAGCCAGAAUGAGCAUGGGAAAGGGGAGCGAAUAAACAGGGAAAAUGGUGUUCCUGACGACACAGAAGAUGGCAGGAAGGAGCCAGAGAGUACUGCCUGGCUUCUCUCCACAAAGAACAGGGAGCUCGAGCAGAAUCCAGGGCAGAACUUGGAAGAGGAAAAGAACUCUAUGUCCGAGGAUGAACCAACCACCAGCUAUUGCCAGGGGCCAACCUGUGCAACACACCAGCCGCCAGCAAAGGCCUCCCAGGCGCUAUUUGCAGAGGACAUGCCUGAAGAUGGGGAACCAAUGCAGAUUACACAGAGCAUUUCUGCCUUGACCCCAUUUGGCAGUAAGAGGAGCCCAGAGGUGGCCGUGGAGAGCCCUGCUGCUGAAGAAGAGAUCCCUGUUUGCCCUGAGACCCAGCCAAAUCCAUCGGAAGCCAUUGAGCCGGAGAGAGAAGAGCUCCAUUCAGCCAGCAAAGACGCACCUAUGCAGGCUGCUGGAGAUGAAGAAGCUGGGAACACGGCAUCUGAAUGCAGCCCGUCCGCUGAUGACAGUGUGUCAUGCCCGCUGUGUGAUCGAGGCUUUCCAGCCACUGAGAUUGAGCUGCACGCCAUGUACUGUAACGGCAUCGUGGCGCAGGAUGCAAAUGAAGAUGUUCCAGAUGCCUGGAGAGCAGGUCUGCGGCGCUGCUUGUUGGCUCCACUCAUCAGAACGCUAGUUUGGAAUGACUGCAGCAGCUACUGGCAAUCUGCGCUCACUCAGCGACAGAGAGAAACAAGAAGUAGAGCUGGCAGAGGCAGAGAUGUCCCGACCCCCAUAGACGUUGACAAGUGUGAGAAGUGCUACCUUUGUAAGGCCCGGGUGCCGCUGGCAGAGUAUCCGAGGCAUGUGGACAGCUGCCUGCAGACUGCGAGGGACGCUCAGGGAAACCGGAGGCUGCGCAGUGCCAAGGACGUUGGGCGGAGUGAAGGCAGACUCCUCAGCAUGCUGGAGAUGUCCGAGUGCAAGUCUGCAGAUGCUGAUGCUGGGGCCAUGCUGGCAGCAGGAGGAGACCCGAGGCACACCCCGUCGGGGGCUGAGGAGGAAGCUGGGUGCAGCCUGGCCCGGGAGAGCCCCCUUCCACACCUGGCUUUCAGUGACUUGCCCAUUCCACCCUAUGUGUCCGCUCCCGAAGCCGCAGGCUACGCGGGGGGCUUCCAGCAGCAGGUGGCCUGCAGCCAGCAGCAGAACAAGGGCAGCCGGAGGAGGAGGAGGAAAUUCUGAGGCUUGAGCCAUGGAGAAGGGACCUCGGGAGACCCACAGCGAAGGGGCAGCAGGGCCGUAGCCUCUGCUGGCCUUGUGCAGUGAGAGCCCCGGGCAGAGCCCCUGCCUGCGGCCAGGCAGUGUGACGUGCUUGUGGGCCAGACUGGGAGCCGUGGGGCGGAGACUUGCUGUGGGGCGCUCUCCAGCCAGACACUGACACACAUUUAUGGGUGUGUUUAUGGAAUGGCAGCGACCCGGAGGAGCAUUCGGUGUCUUUCUUUGGGGCCAGGGCAGGGAGGAGCAGCGUGGGAUGCCCCAGUGACUAGAAAUCUUGGUGCCCAGCGCUGGCCUGGGGCCACCCCAAAGGCUCUUGUACACAGCAGCCCCGCAGGACACAGUGCUGUCCCUACCCUGGCCGAGCGUGGGGCUGGGCUGUGCACGGGGCCAGCAGAGGAUCCCAGCAAUGGCUUUGGGUUCUCCUGAAAGCAGGAGGGUUUCCAGAGGCGGGGGUGGGGGUGCCGGGGCGCUGGCAUUAGCUGUGCACCCAGUUGCUUGUUACAUGAGGCUCUGGUGCCCUUUGAUCCUCUCCUGCUCCAAAGCCCAGCGUGCUUCCUGGAGGCCCUGCAGGCUCCGUGGGGACUGCGGGGAGCUGGGAGAGCCCCUCCAAGCCCAGGAAAUGCCAGAGCUUCAGAAAUGCAGGGUGUGUGAUGUGGCUGGCCCAGCCCUCCCGAGUCCCAUGGCAUCUGCUCAGGCAUCCUGUACGGAGGCAGUAAGCCAGGGAGCUGGGUGCUGGUUGGGACAGGCAUGGCCCCAGGAGUGGCUGCUGUCUGGGAAUCAGGUGUGUGCUGAGAACUCUGCUGGUUUACAGACACUGACUGGCAUGGCAGCCGAUGGGCACAGACUGGCACAGCAGCCAGCAGGCACACCUCUGCUCCCCGCCCUACAUUCAGCGGAGCCUGCCAAGCUCAGAGGUGUGGGCUGGGCCAAUGAACUGCUGCCCCAGCCCCUGGGGCUCCUCGCCCCGAGGCCCAGCCGUGCUCAGGAAGUGACCCGGAGGAAGGCGUGGCCCAUGCUGGCCUUACCAAGGGCUAAAGGGAAUGAACUGCUGGGCAGAGGGCAGGAGCCGCCCGGCUGCAUGACCAGUGGGCAAGGGAGAGGGAACGAUUCGGGGCCCUCUGUAGGGGAGAAUCCAACUGAAGUGAGCUGGGUUUGUCCUGCCCCAAAAGCUGGAGCUGGGGUUUGCCCUGAAUGGCUGGCCCGAGGGAUGCUGCCAAUUCCCCAGGGUGUGUGCUCUUCCCGAGGUGGCUGAGCUUUCUGCUGUACCCCAGGCCAGCUGCCCUGCCCUCCCUGCAGAGCCAAUGCAGGCAGCCAGCCCAGCCCAGCCCUGCCCAUCACCUGGCUGGCCAGGUUGAGCAUGUGGCUUUGGGCCCAGUGCUGGGGAGCAGCUGGUCCCCUGGUGCCCUUGACAGAUGCCACCUUCUGACUCUGCUGUUGGUUUCCCCCACAACUCCCCUCUGCCAUGCCCACAUCUCCACCCCCAGCCUCUCCCCGGACUGUGGGGAAGCCACUGCCAUGUCUUGCCUGCCCUGUGAGUGGCACAAGGCCCAUGCCCCAGGGGAGGCACCAUCAGGCUGGGCAGGGAGCUCGAGCUCCAGGCUCCAUUGCAAUGUGUGGAAGGGGGCUGGCUGGGGGGAAUGGGACUGACUGGAAGGCAGGGCCCAUGGGCCAUGCACCCACCCCAUCCCGGCAGCCCCUCAAGGCCGGGGAGCAAAAGCCAGACUGCCGUGACAGCCACUGGGAAACAUGGCUGGGAGCCUGGGCAAAGCUGGUGCUUUCUCUCCCCUUUUCAAGUGCUUGCAGCAAGCACAGAGGGGGGCGGGCUGGGGGAAGUCCCAACCCCCUCCGCCCCCCCCCCCCCCCCCGGCAGGCACUCUGCACAGUGGCAGCAAGGCUGGGGCGUGGAGCAGAACGUGGUCCCUGUGAGGCUGUUGUCAGCUCUUGGCCGUGCUGGCUUCUGCCCCAGGACGGCUGCUGCCCCUCACCCGGGCUUUCAGGUUUCUGGCAAGAGCCGCAGCUGCUGGCAUGGGUGGCCCCAGGCAGUGUACGCAUGGUAGCCAGGGCCCAGCUUUGGCCUGGGGCCAUGCCAGAGCCCCCCCAAGCCCGGGCCAGAGCUCUUCCUCAGGGUUCUCCACCCGCGGCAGCCCAGCCCCCCACUGUUGCUGGCUGAGGCCUCUGAGCUGCUGGAGCAGGGGUGGGGGUUCUCUGUCCCUGCCCAGUGCCCCCUGGUUCCAUUAGGGGGUGACACCACAUCUAGUCCCUGGGCCCCAGCUAAUGGGGUCCCUGGCAGUGGCUCUGGAGUCCUGGACCCGGGAGCACGCUGCGGGAGGAUGGAGCAUGUGGGACCUGGAGGCAGCCAGUGUGCCUGCCCCUGGCACCAAUCCCAUGGAUCUGGUGUCCCAGUCCUAGCACAUGGUCUCUCCCUGCCUCCCCAGGCAGUGUCGGGGGCCGGUGGCACUGCUCCCCAGUGUCUGGGCAAUGGAAAAGGGCAGAUUAUAGCGUGUUAAGCCCGGGGGGAGUCACCCCCCACACCAGCUGCUGCAAUUGGCUCUGGAGUAGGGGCAGCAUCGGGCUGGCUCUCCGCGUCUCAGCUGGCCAGGGAGGGGAGCUCAGCCUCCUGGUCUCAUCCAUCCUCUGCUGUGACCAGAAGCCGAUUAGGCGUUUGUGGGGCCCUAGGCAGAGCAAGUGGGGGUCCCACCCCACCCCUUCCACUUACAGUUCUCCCUGUCCUCCUCCUGCCCCCCAUCCCAGCACUCCUGCCAGGGGCUGGGCCGGGGCGUGGGGGCACCCAAUUGGUUGGGGCCCCUGGGCAUGGGCCCUGAUGGCCCAGUGGCUAAUCCGUCACUGGCUGCGAUGGCUGCCAAGGGCCAGGGAUACACCCCCUUCCCUGACUCACCCCACACACCCCCAGGGGGCAGGCCCACAUGGCUGGGUAGUGCCCCCAGCUCAUUAAUCUCACCGGGCCUGGGCCACUGCCCAGCCAAUCCCUGGCCAGGCCAGGAACCAGAGCCAUGCCCAGGGCCUGGAGGGGCUCGGAGUCUGAAAGGCCAGCACGGGCCUUUCCCCAGGGCUGUCGCCUCCUGGAGCCGGCUCUGGGGGAUGCUGUGGGUCCCAGCUUGGGCCAGCUCUGCUUCAGCCUCAGCAGCGACCAUCCCCAGCCCUGCUCCCACUGCCGGGGGAGGCAGUUGGUUCCCGGGGUUUGUUCCCAGCGGCAGUCUGGCUUCCCUCCCUGCUCGGCUGGCCUGGGGCAGACCUGAGCCAAUGUCUCCCAGUGGGACAGUCCCCUUCCGCUCUGUGGGGCACAGCCAGUGACCCCUUGUCUGUGGAGUGACUGUAGGGCCCCAGCCCAGCGGGGGCCAGGCUCAGCCCUUGCAGUGGGGGGGUGCAGCUAUGUGAGGGCCUGUGACACAGCAGGGAGUGGGGCAGAUUGACCUGGGGAUGUUGCAGGGGAGUUUCAUUGGGGAGGGGAGCCUUCCGUUGGGGGAAGACACCUGAGCCAGGAGGGGGGUUGGGGCCAGGUGACACCUGCCCAGGAAACUGGACAAAGGCAGGAGGAGAAGCUGGGGGGAGGCUGGGGGAGAUGACUGGAGGGGUUUCCAGUUUUGGGGAGUUGGCUGGGGAAGAGGAGGGAGCCCCAAGGCUGGGGUCUAAUCUCCCUGCCCCCCAGAAGGGCCUGACUAAGGGAUCCUGUUUAUGCCUGCAAGCUCUGGGUUGGAUUGUGUUCCUGUCGUCUCUAAUAAACCUUCUGUUCUCCUGGC
Molecule: messenger RNA, 6530 nt
Organism: Caretta caretta (loggerhead turtle)
Lineage: Eukaryota; Metazoa; Chordata; Testudines; Cheloniidae
Source: RefSeq, a predicted model, not a curated record